GAUUAAAUAAAAUAUUACAAAUUUCCGAUCUAGUCUACAUCUAGAUCUAGAAUCUAGAUCUAUUUUAGCGUCUAUGACUAUGUGUAGAAUCUAAAUAAUAUUUUUCUAUUUACAUUGAUUAUUGGCCUACCCCUAGGCCCUAGGCCUAGGCCUAUAAUAAAUAAUAAUAAUAGACUACUAGAUAGGCCUAUAUUAUAAUAUCUACUACUCUAGACUUAGUCGUUGUUAGUCUACUUACUCAACUACUAAGAAAUUUAUCUGACUAAGACUAAGUUACACUAAGUAUAUCCUAGGUCCUAGAUUCUAGAUGUAGUGAAUAUGGUAUUUGUUGUUUUUUUUUACUACUUAGGCCUACACUAGUCUAGUCUAUAGAUCCAAUAAUCUAGAUCUAACUAAAUAUUAAUAUUUUGCAAUAUAGAUCUAGAUCUAGUAUCUACAUAUAAUAAUUAUUAAUAAUAAUAUUAUAAUAUUAAAUAUACUAUAGUCACUAUUCACUAUAGAGUCUAGAACUUUUGCUUUGUUACGUUUUAAAUUGAAUGGUUAAAAAUAGUUGAAGUUUACUUCCUAGUCCAAACCUCCUUCAGGACUACGGGGGAUGGGAUCGGGCAGGGUUUGAACCCGGGACCAUCGAUAAAUCCGAACAACAGUCCAGCAUGCAAACCGCACAACCAGGCAUACUGAUAGGGGAGAACAUACUCAGUCAUACUAUAAACAGUAAACUCAGGUGUACCUCAUUUGAAAUUGCUGUGUAAAGUUGUGCAUUGGCAUUGCACUUGGAGCCCUAAGGCCAGCGAAAGCAAACAAGAGCUCCCUCUUACCGCCUGAAUCAAUGCAAAAUGUCAAAAGAAAUAUCAGAUGCUGAAUACCCAAGCCAUAUAUAUGAAGCUCAACAUUCUGUCAGAAUUGAAUUCUUUUGUCAAUGUCCAGUUGGAACUAUAACUAUCCACAGUGCUGAAUGUGGACUUGAUAUUACUAUUUUAGGAUUAAAGAUAAAUCUUCAAAAUGUUUUCCACUUACAGCCUGAAAAUCAGAGUUGGUAUUUAAGAAGCACUCUCCUAAAUGACAAAGAUACUUUGGCAUCAUAUGGGAUUGUAGGCACUGAAAGAACUUCAGAAGAUGCUGUAAAGAUUUUAGUGAAACAAGCUUAGAAUUUAUUUUUGGACACGCUCAUUUGCCCACAUUUUGUAGGACAUAUUUUUUAUUCAAGGGAAAAAGGAAUGUAAAACCAAGCUAUCUUCAAACAACUUCUUUAUUUGUGGGACUGAAAAUACAAAAUUUAAUUUAACAUUUGAAUAUAGCUCUAGUAAUGGUAGUUAAAGGGGGAGAGGUGGCUGAGUGGUUAAGUGCUUGGCUUUACAACCUUGAGUCAUGGGUUCAAAUCUAGCGAAGACUGGGAUUUUGAAUUUGAGGAUUUUUAGGGAGUCCCUGUGUCCACCCAACUCUAUCUGGUAUCUGACUUUAUUUGGGAAAAGUACAGGUGGUUGGUCGUUAUGCUGGCCACAUGACACCCUGCUCUUAAACUGUUGGCCAAAGAAACAGAUGACCUUAACAUCAUCUGCUCUAUAGAUUGCAAGGUAUGAAAGGAGAACUUUUUUUUCUUUAAUGGUAGUUUAAUUGUAAAAUUUAACAUUGUAGGUUUUCUAGAGUCCUCGAAUAACUAUUUAAAAUAUUCUUUAGACAAAAUACUUCAAAACAGGAUUGUAAAAUGUUAAUGUUUUACAUGUUUCGGAUGUUCUAUCAGAGUUGAACAUAAUUUACUUCCUUGCCCAAACCUCCAUCAGGAUGACGGGGGAAGGCAGAACAGGGACUAUCGAGACAACUGUAUGACCUUGCAGACAUUCAGUUCCCAUUUUAAAAGAAGAAAUGUAAUUAUAUUUAUCUACAUAAAGUAAUUUAAUUUCUUUGUCUAAAAGGGAACUGAAUUUUUAAAGAUCUUAAUACUUUGAAUGAUCUUUCAAUAUACAAAAGAAAUAAAAGAGGAAAUGAGGGCCUAGUCCAAGUUUGCUUAUAUUAGUGAAAAUUCAUUAUGCUUUCAAAGCCAGACGAACCUGUAAUGAAGUGUGUUUCCACACAUUCUGUAUCAGAUGGUUGUCAUAGUUUUAAUCCUCAUGCUUCAGACAUGUUUUUAAUUGUCACAUUGAUGUAUAAAAUUUAUUUAUGUUUUUAUUACUUGUGUUUAUAGUUGUUUAAUAUUUGUAAUGUUAUAAUUAUACUUGCACUUCAUUCCAAGAAACAUUAGAUUCAUUUUAUGAAAAUAUUCUUCAUAUAUCAAUACAUAAAUUAAGAGAAUUCAAAGAGUAAAAGAAAAAAACAACAACUACAGUUUUGGAUCUAGACUGUUUUAUUUUUUAAUGUCUUAAAGGCAUUAAUGAACUAUAAUGAUAUUUUAGAUAUUAAGUAACACUCCCCCCCCCCCCUAUCCCCCCUUCUCUCACAUGUACACACCCACAGAUCUUAUUCUCUUAAUAAAAAUUAAGUAACGUUACUUUAAUUCUUUCUAGGUAUAACAUUAAUAUUGUUCCUUAAUUAUGUUAGGGACAUACAAACUACCGGUAUAAGAAAAAUAAUAAGCUUUUAAUUCUAUAGAUAUAUAAAUAUUCUGCAUCAUAACAAAAUAUAAAACAUUACUUCUAGCAGUUUGUUCUCCAUUGAGAGAACUAAGAAUCUUACAUUUUGUAUUAUAGCCUAUUUAAUUUUUGAUACAUUUUUUUUUUAAUUUACUUAUGUUAACAAAAAUAAUUUCUCUAUUAACUACAAAUUAUCAAAACAAAUAAACCUAAUCUUGGCUACUCUACACUUUAUUUAUAACCUAAUCUGACAUGUUAAAAAUCAAUACAUUUUGCCAGUAAUAAAAUUUGAGUUCUGAAUAUUUUUGCUUUGAUCCUUCAAGAGGGAGUCCUAAUACUGCUAAAAAAUAUUCACCUAAGCUGAAUUUGUCUUUAAUCUUCAUCAUGCUCUCUUUUUUUCCCCCAAUGAAAUUUCCUACAUAAAAUAUGUUUGAACUGAGAUAGUUAAUAAAUGCUACUAUAACAAUGACAUCUAUUUUUCUUCUUUUUUUUUUCACAGCAAGGGUAAAGUAAAAUGUAUAUAAUAUUUUGUUUUACAGACAAUGGCUUCUAUAUUAUCACACAUCUCUGUUUCUUAUUUUAAAAAAAAAAUUGUCAUCACAUUUAAAUUAUAUAGCUUUUAAGUAGCGCUACUUUCAUACCUAUAGCAUGCUCAGAGCGCUAUGGUCCAAUCUCAUUAGUGGACCAGUGGGGUGGGGGUAUCUGGGAGAAAGUUUUUCCUUGCUGCCUUUAGGCGCUCAAUAAAGUAAAUAUCUAUAAUAUCGUAUUCAAUUUUUUUAAAAUUUUCAGUUGAAAGUGUGUAUAAGUGUUGAAUACAUUCAAUCAGCGUUAGGCAUCAUAAGUGUUAAUUAUUUAACAAGCAAAUCUGAAUAAAUAUUUAUGAUUCUUUUAAACAGACAACACAAAGUUUUCCUUUUGUUUAAUUAAGAGUAGGAAAGCUUUAUUGUAAUCGGGCAUUAACCACCAAUUGAUGAAAUUGGUCAUACUUAUCAAAUCCUUUUAAAUCAAAUUUAGUAAUACAAUUUCUAUUUCGCCUUAAUUAAUAAAACUAAUGUUAGAAAAUGCGUACUCUGUUUGGGAUGUCUUAAGACCUUAACAGACCCGUGAGGUUUAUAACAAAUUAAUAUACUCACAUUAGACUAAACUAAACAUAGAAGAUUAAAAAGUAAAGUAGCUUUAAUACACAAACUAUGCAAAUAAAACUGACAAAAACAAAACCUAAUAAAAUAUCAAGACACAAAAAGGCACAUUUCUAUUUCACAUGUUAGGAUGAUGAUGACCUAUUGGCUCAUUUCUCUUUAGGAUAAUUGAUUUCAGCAGGGCGGCAGUUUACUCCAACACUCUUUUUUUUUUUUUUUGUUCAAUACUAUAUGCUUUUGUAGUAAUGUUAAAUAAAGUGGGUCGACUUCUCCAUGAGGGCAGCACAUUUUACCUGUAAGUCGAUUACUUUACCAAAUUUGAAUAAUUUCUAUUGAUUUUCUCUUUACGGAUAAAUGCGCCAUUAUAUAGCAGGCUAAAGGCAAUACAGUAUUUUAUAUGUAGGUCACAGCUAGGUCUGCGUGUCACAGGUAAUACUCCAUUCCCCAUUAAUCUUCAAACUCGAAGACAUGCCUUAUUAUUAUUAUCGCACAAGAGCAGGAGCUUCAACUUGCCUUCUUUGAAUGUGUUGAAGCUGCUGCGUCGUUUGGUUUGUCUAUCAACUUAAAAAAAAACAAUGGUCAUGCGCAAGAAGUUCCAGGAAUCAAUUCCUUAAGGGAAUCUACUCAGCUUCAAAAUUCAACGUGAUUGGCCACCUCCUCAAUGUUGUCGCCAACUUCACGUAGGCUACCUGGGCAGCACAGUGUCCAACGAAGCGUCGCUGGCUACAGUAUUAGACAACUGUCUCACUGAAGCCAACUGCGCUUUUGAUCGCCUCAAAUAGUGAGUAUUUUUUUGGCAAAAUAAAAAACAAAAUGUAAAGGAAACAUUCGCCAUGUUUGACAGUUCAAAAUCCAAUUCACUAUCAGUAAACUAAGGCCAGUAGGCCGCGGUUCAUAUCCGGCUAGUAAAAUAUAAAAUACUUGCUACUGAUCUUUAUUAUUAUUAAAAGAGAUGAUUAGAAAAUACUUGAUUUUUUGUUAAAUUUGUGUAUAAAUCAUAAAUAUUAUGGGUUUCAUUAUAAUACUUGAAGGCUUUAUAUUUGCGGGCGGACUUGAAAAUGACAAAAGCUCAUUUUUUUAUAAGUACGGGGCAACUAUUACGCGCGGACUUUGGAUGGUCGCUCGUGAUCCCAUCUAUCACAUCCCCUUUUUUUUUUCAGCGCUUGAUUCAGCAUUGUAAAGACAUUUGAAAGCAAAAAAAAAAAAAAGAAUUCACAUGGAGAUCUAAAAAAUAAAAUGAAAUCCAGACCAUGUAAAUAAAACUAAACCAUCAAAAUAUAGUUACAAAACAACAACACUGGAUCUCUCGAUAUACUUUUUAUAUCGUUAUCAGCAUCAAUAAGAAUAGACCUGUCAUCUGCGAUCUAAAUAUUAAAAUAAAUUUGUAAAAAACAUCAUGUUAGUUUUUAUUUGUAGGCCUACUUUUGUCAGGAAGUGGUGUGACGUAAUAUAAAAAUACUAUCACAUAGGCCUACUUUAAUAAAAUAAAUACCAAUAGAUUAUACAUAAGAGAAGGUUGUAGCGUAGUUAAAUCUAGGCUAUAGAUCUAUAAUUUCUCAUUUUCCCCCCGAGAUGUAAAAAACGCAAUGUCAAAAACAUUUAAGAAAUUAUCACAUCAACCAGCUUGCAGAAAAAAAAGACACUGUAAAAAUAGUAAAAUACAUGUUUUAUCUAUUUAAGGUGUACUAAAACUAAGAUCUAGAAUAUCAAUUCCUCUUCAUGUUUAUUCUAGAUCUAAUAGGUCUACUGAGUAGAACUUGAUCUAACAGUAGGCUACUAAUUUAAACUAGUAGGCUACACUAGAUUGUAGUAGGCCAAUCUAGUCAAAAACGUGAUUGUCUUCAAAUGAAACAAUUCUGCACAUAACAGACUGUAGUUUCUCAUUUAGAUCUAAUUCUUAUUUAGUCUAGAAAUAAAUCUAGAUCUAUAUUUUGUUGAUAGGCCUAUAAAGAUUAUCGUCUCAUUUUCUUGUUUUAUUAGGUACCAGUAGGUUACCGGUAGUUAUAGAACUAUAGAGAGAUCUAUCCUUUUUUGGCGAGUAGGCCUACCGGUAUACAGAUUCAAUAUGGCCUAGAUUAGUCCAAGACUCAAGAUCUAAUACAUCAUCAUCAUAGAUAUAAAGGCUGUUAGAACUAGAUCUAUAUUGUCUGCAACUUUCUUAAGAAUAUAAUAAUUCGUAUGCAUCCUAUGUCACCAUCUGAAAUCAAAUUACGCCCCUCGAGUACGUGAUUUUUUUUUUGUAAUAUAGGAAUUAUUAAUUGACUAAUGCCCUCAUGUCAAUAAUGAGCCUUUGUUUGGAUUGCACGUGAACACAGUGGUCGUCCUAAACAUUUCUAGUGUGUUGACACACGAUCUUGAUCUCCACGAACAGAUGAAAUGACCAGCUUAACAGCAAAACUACUGAUAUCUUUAGACUGCACAGGAUGUAGUGCUUGCAGUUUUCACUGUCCUAGAUAUAAAUCACAUCACCAUCACCCCGACUCUAUUGACCAUUCUUAUGUCAUAUAUGGUGAUCCUAAUUUUUGUCAUCUCUCGUUGCCUACUGCCUUAGCCUUUAAAAAAAGCACCAUACCUGAAGUAGGUAUCGGUGUCUUUGCUCAAAGAUUCAUCCCAGCGGGGACAUUGUUUGGUCCGUUAAUUGGAGUGAGCAGUCAAUUACAAGACAAUGUUGGGGAUUUUCAUUAUACAUACCAGGUGUUUAGACGGGGCCGUUUCCUGUACAAACUGAACUGUUCGGAUCAAAGAAGAUCCAACUGGAUGAGAUUUGUAAAGAGAGCUAGACAUGAAUGUGAAAGCACUGCCAUAGCCUGUGAAUGCUGGGGAGACAUCUACUAUAAGACCACAAGUGAUCUCUAUGAAGAUCAGGAACUUUUAAUCAUUAGUGCUACCAAAGAUUUAAAAAUUCCAGUGAAUGGUGAUUUUGAGGAAAUGUCUCAUGUGGAAAAUCUCAAAAUACAAUCCAAAAACAAUGUCGAAAACACAAACAAAGGGAAUUCCAUUGAAAAUUUAAAUGCAUGGCAACUUCAAAUUGUGAGAAGAAAAUCUGGAAAGUCAGCAGGACUUUGUGAUGUUUAUUAUAUCAGCCCAACAAAGAAACGGUUGAGAUCAACAAAUGAGCUUUUGAAAUAUGUUACCCUAAAGAAACUACACCUCGACAUCAGCAAGUUUAUUUUCAGCAAAACAAUUUUAAAGGCAAAAGGCUACUUUGAGAACCCUACAAAAUGGCCACCAAUUGAAUACCAAUAAAUUCUCUCUUUGCUGAAGGAAUUAGUUUUUUUUUUAAUUUAAAUUAAAGCUCAUCAAACAUAAAGUGAUAAUUUUCAUUUUUAACUUGUCCAAAACUAUAUAGAAAGAUAUUUUCUACUAGCAAUAGUACUUCAUUGCAAUCACAUUCAUUAGAAAAACAAACAAACAAUUUAUCUUCUUUUUGGCUAAGAUACACAUAAUAAUGUUUUACUUCCCUUGAUAUCAAAAUGUGAAAUUCUCAAAUAAAUAUUUGUUUCAACUAAACUCAACAAAAUCUAAUUGUAAAUUUAUUGUUAAAAUACUUUUUUAAAAAAGGAAUCAUACUAUUCACUCAGCUCUUUUUGUAUAUUACUAAAGUAUGUUUAAUGCUCAAGAUAUUAUUUCUCUAGGUCUACAGUAUUUUAUGUAUUUUUCCCUAUAAUGUGAGAUGUGAAGGCAAUAUUUUUAGAUGAUAUAAUUCUUUCUUAAUAUACAAGAAAUAUUUAUUAUUGGAAACUCACCAGAUUGCAUGCAUCUACUUGUCUUAGGAUUCAUGUUUGUCAUUAUUUCCAUACAUUUUGUUGCUUUAUUGUUAGCAUCAUUCUUUGAAUGACAUUUUUUUUUUUACAGUCAAAGAAAAGGGUCUUUAAUCAUGAUUUUGUCCUGAGACUUUGUAGUAUACUUUUCAUUUUGUAUAUUUAUUAGUAAUGAUAUUCAACCAUUCCUACAAAAAGAGGUCAAAGGUUCUAUGAUAUUUUGUGUGUGUGUGUGAAAGGUCUUCAAAAGGAAUUUACAGAAGGAGUCUAUUAAUGUGAUGUAUAUUAUGAAUGAUGAUAUUGUUAACUGUUUCUGUUUAUGUAAUACACACGUGAGUUAAAACU
This is a messenger RNA of Biomphalaria glabrata, 7812 nucleotides long. Its product is annotated as PR domain zinc finger protein 4-like. Gene Ontology annotation, molecular function: DNA binding; protein binding. Lineage: Eukaryota; Metazoa; Mollusca; Gastropoda; Planorbidae. Gene Ontology annotation, cellular component: nucleus. Bases 6083 to 6952 code for a protein of 289 amino acids. The record is from RefSeq and is a predicted model, not a curated record. The transcript has 12 exons.